Molecule: messenger RNA, 2046 nt
Organism: Girardinichthys multiradiatus
Lineage: Eukaryota; Metazoa; Chordata; Actinopteri; Cyprinodontiformes; Goodeidae
Exons: 12
Coding region: 61-1485 (474 amino acids)
Biological process (GO): antimicrobial humoral immune response mediated by antimicrobial peptide; inflammatory response; neutrophil chemotaxis
Cellular component (GO): extracellular region
Molecular function (GO): CXCR chemokine receptor binding; chemokine activity
Source: RefSeq, a predicted model, not a curated record
CCAAGAACCAGCAAGCCUGACUCAGAUCUUGAGAGUGGUUGCUUUAAAAUCCAGAUCAUUAUGGUCCUCCUCUUCUUCACUCAUCUGCUAUUGGUGGCCCUUCUGUUUCAACACACAGAAGCAAACAAGGAAUUCAAGAGAGAGAAAUCCCCUAAACGUGAUGAAACAGUACAUUAUGAAGAAUUUUGCCUACAUGUUCCUGAAUAUCCUGACUCGCACGGCUCACUAUUUGGAACUCACCUGUCCACAAAGCCAGUAUCCCCGACUAAAACAACCACACAGAAACCCAAGAUGCGGAAAUUGCCAAAAAAACAAAACAAAAGACCCAAAAGACCCACAAGCCCGUUUGAUGGUGAUACUGAUCUAGUGGUACCACAAUCUGCCCCCGUUGAUAUGCGUAGCCCAGAAGGAUGCUACUGCACAGAGAAAAACAAGAAAUCAUCCACUGAGACCUCCCGAGUCAAGAGCUUGAAAAUACAAUUUCCCAGUGAAACCUGCAACUCAACUGAACACAUUGAGACUUUAAUGGACGGAAGGAAAGUUUGCACAACAAAUUUCAGCCUUAUUACUCAUCUUCGUCGCUUCCUGUCCAAACCAACACCUGUGCCAGGCCCCACAGAAUCACCUGAGGUCUCUUUUAUUGUACGUCAGACCCCAUCUGAAGAGAAAUCCUCUACCACACAGCUGGCUUUCAUAACCAAUUGGCCCCCUCCUCUUUUGCCCUCAAAGGAGUUGUAUGAUGACCCUCUAAACCAAGACGAUUUUAGCAAUAUUUCCAAUUGUAAAUUAUGCAAUCCAUUCAUGGAAAACCUGGAUGAUGUUGACCUAAAGGCUGUGCAGUUUCUGGAUGUGAUCAAGCAAUCUCCUCUGUGUGCUUUCAAUAUUUACAUAAACCAAAACGAUGGGAGAGUUUUCUGUUCCAACGUGUCCAGUUCCAAGAUCCUGCUACAGAACCUGGAAAUCCCUUUACCCCAAGAGGAAAAUGCUGUUGCUGGAUGUCGUUGUUAUGAGAAAGCCAAGAAACGUCCUGCUGAAACCCUCCCUGUCACCAGAGCGAGGAUUUGGCUCUCAAGUGAAAACUGCAGUUCAGCUGAGUUCAUAGAGACAUUGUCAGACGGCAGGGAAGUGUGUGUGACUCCACCAAGCCUUGUCACAUAUCUUGAUACAUGGGAGGAACACCAUGUUGGUGUAUAUAUAACUGAAUUAAGGACCAUUGAACAUUAUCCAGAAUUUAGUUUGAGUAAUUCGAUAUCAAUGGAACCAAUGGAACGAAAACAUUGCAUGCAAUGUUUAUAUCUUGUAAACUGGGACAUCUUAGACCCAAAGGAUGUUCAGUCCCUGACGAUGAAUUUACCAUCAUCUGACUGUCCUGCCAUCAUUACAGUCAGUCUGAUUGAUGGAGAAGACAUUUGUAUGGAUUCCUCCAAUCGUGGGUUUGUGAAGCUUCUUGAGAAGUUUGAAUUGAAAGAACCAGAUGAACCUUGAACCAGAGUUCAAGGUUCAAUGUUCAUUUGGCCAGUUUAGUUCUGUAUUUGACAAUAGAAAGCAAUUUGGAAAUAGCUAUCAGUGAUAUUAUUCGGCUUGCGUUUAUUCAGCAAUAAAUAUCUAAAUGAACAAUCAAUGUUCUAUAAUCUAGGCUUGUGUGGAAAUAUAAAUGCCUUAUUAUUAGUAGCUAAGACUAAGAUAUAUUUGGGACUCUGCUGCUUAUAGAUUGAUUUUUAUUAGGAGUUUUAUUUAUGCUUUUGAUAGUUAGAAAAAACCUUAACAGUAGCCUCUAGUAUUAUAACACAAGGAGUGUUCAUUAUUCAAGGUUGAGGCUUGCAGGUGUUUUCUGUCUGUAUCGUGAGAAGCCGGGAGUGUAUGUGGGGAGGCAUGGUACUCCUCUCUGUGCUAGUCGAAACUUCUGAUAACUAUUCCACCCUGAAGCUUCCUGAAGACGUGUGGGAAAUAAUUCUUUAUUAAAUGAUGAAAUGUAUUUCUGUUUUUUUAUGCUGUUGCUGGGGAGACAUCCACAGACAGUAUGAUUGUGUAUGUGUACUGCAUAGC